This is a messenger RNA of Nematostella vectensis (starlet sea anemone), 3120 nucleotides long. Its product is annotated as fibroblast growth factor receptor. The record is from RefSeq and is a predicted model, not a curated record. Gene Ontology annotation, biological process: protein phosphorylation; positive regulation of kinase activity; cell surface receptor protein tyrosine kinase signaling pathway. Lineage: Eukaryota; Metazoa; Cnidaria; Anthozoa; Actiniaria; Edwardsiidae. The coding region runs from base 580 to 2808 and encodes 742 amino acids. Gene Ontology annotation, molecular function: transmembrane receptor protein tyrosine kinase activity; ATP binding. Gene Ontology annotation, cellular component: signaling receptor complex. The transcript has 18 exons.
AUACAUGCUCCCCUGGAUGUUGCAUUAUCGGGCGAACUUUAGCCCUUAGCCUGUGACGAAAGCAGAUAACAGAACGUGACUUAGACUAGUGCCAUAAGAGGACCUGUCGCCUUAUGGAUGUCAUUUUAGGUAAAAUUUAAACAGUGUUAUUUACUUUUGGCGAAAACCAUUAAUGAAAAGUUAACGUUUACCGGUUGAUUCAGAUAGACAAGCUCAAAGUUGAUCCAGCACUAAUCGAGUACUGUAUCUAUUUUUUCGUCUUACUUUCACCCGCAGAUAAAAAACGGGCCAGUCCGUUCUCGAUCUUUUUGAACAUGUUGUUUCUUGAAAUAUCAUCAAUCAAAAGUGUCGCUUAGUUUAAUGUCAAUAUAAGGAUUUCCUUAUAUCACGUGUUGGGUGCCAUAAAGCUUUCGUCAUCCUCAAAGAAUAAGAUGACUUAUUACCCACUGCUUAGAGUUCGCAAGCGAUAAAGAUCUUGGAUUGCUCACAUUGGCGUACAACAGAAUCAGCACAACAGGAAAUUCUCCUCACAUGUAGGGAACAAUGGAGAGGUGAAGCUAGACGUUUUGGUUACAACACAUGAUACCUAACAGGACGAUGUUUCAGGCGGGUGUUAUCUCAAGCAAGCUAAUCUUGCGAUUGUUAAUCGUAUUGAGCAUAAGGUACUCUCUGGUUAGCGGCGCUUGUGUGGAAAUGGAGGAACGCAAAGCAGGAGCAAAAGAACCCAUCCUAGAUAUCCGGGUGUUACCAGACGACAACGAGUUUGCUACAGGGGAGAAUUUCACCGUCACUUGUAUCGCCAUGAAAUCAGACAACCAGGAGGAUUAUGAAGACUAUCUGGUGCCUUAUGAAAUGAUAUACUUUGUUAACCAUACAAAGAUGACGAGUUUGUGCAGCAAACCAAACGUCAAGGAGGACAGAAAAACGUGCUUUCGAGAGAUGACAGGGCUAGGGGUGUCCACAACAAGGUUUACAUGCAGGACUAGCAACGACUUUGGCUGUACCAGUGGGCAGGUCUACAUUAGAGUAAUUGAUCCCUCCCCAGCCAGCCUCAUAGCCACCCCACCCCUGUACCUCAACGUCACAGAAGGAGAACCAGUAAACAUUACCUGUCAAUCAAACGACCUACCGAGACCAACAGUCACGUGGUAUAAGGACGACAAGCCAGCCAAUCAAAGCGUACUUUGGUAUCGAGGGUCUUCUUCAUUGGUCAUCUCUGCUGCGUCAAUCAAGGACCAGGGAGAGUACUUCUGCACAGCGGAAAACACAUAUGGGCAUGCGCAGUCCAACAAAACAAAUCUUCAAGUUUUUGCUGAGCCAGCAUUCACUGAGGAACCGCUGAGCCAAAGCGUGACACUAGGUGAGAACGUGACGCUCACGUGCACAGCACGAGGCAACCCUCCCCCUGACAUAACCUGGAUGCUGAACGGAACAAGGUUGGACAAGGAAUCGCAGUGGAUUAGAAGUAUACUGAUUAUUACAAACGCUAGUUUGUCGGCUCAUGGAUGGUACAGCUGUCUUGCUCGGAGCCGCCUUGGUCAGGUGACGUCACAACCAGCAUUCCUUGCGGUCAGCUUGCCAGUCACCGAUCCACCUUCAGCAGUCUUUAAGUCGCAAGCAGUCAGAAGGGAGUCUGGGCUUGAGACCUGGGUGAUAGUUUCCAGUGUCCUCGCGGCUACCGCCUUGUGCAUGAUCCUAGUAUUUGGACUCUAUCUAUGCAGAACUCGGAGAGAGCGACUAUCGAGAUCUUACAAAGUAAAUGAAAUCGAAAAGACAAAUGACCCAGUUCUGAAAGUGCUGUUUUCGGCUGAAAGGGAGUUUAAAUUUGAGGAAGCCAAUAACAACAAUGAAGAUGAUGCCACUUACAUCAGGAUGAUGGGAAUGGAGAGGGAAUGGGAGAUACCACGUGACCGCCUGACCUUGACCGAUGAGGCUCUUGGAAGCGGGUGUUUUGGCAAAGUGGUGAAGGGCAUGUACCUAAGGACCAAUGGCGCGGAAAUGACAGUGGCUGUCAAACAACUGAAAGAUAACGCCCGUGAGGAUGACAGACGGGACAUGAUGACGGAGAUGGACAUUCUUAAGCAUGUAGGACGACACCCAAAUGUAGUAAGCUUGGUGGGCGCAUGCACCCUCGAUGAGCCCCUGUUUGUUGUGAUCGAAUUCGUCGAGGGAGGGGAUCUACGGGACCUAUUGCUCAAAAGUCGAAUGUCUAGAAACAAAUGGGCCAGCAGCAGUUAUGAAAACUUGCGCUCGCGAUUGAACGAAAGACAGCUGCUCUUUCUCGCGCUGGGCGUGGCCAGGGGUAUGGCGCAUCUAGAGGAAAAGCAGUGUAUCCACCGGGACUUGGCCGCACGUAACGUCCUUGUGGGUUUGGGCCUGGUGGCUAAGGUAGCAGAUUUCGGACUCGCCCGUCAUGUGACAACAGACGGAUUGUAUAUCGUGUCAGCGCAAACUAAACUCCCCUGGAAGUGGAUGGCCCCUGAGUCUUUACGUGGACUCUACACAACCAAGAGCGACGUGUGGUCGUUCGGUGUUGUUCUCUGGGAAAUUGCAACUCUUGGUGAGACUCCGUACCCAAAUGAAGUGUCGAUUAUGAAGUUACUCCAGCAUUUAAUCGAUGGACAUAGGAUGUCAAAACCGCCGUACUGUGACGAGGAAAUAUAUAAACUGAUGCUUGAGUGUUGGCAACUAGAUCCCGCGGCUAGGCCAUCGUUCAAGGAGAUUGAGCGCACUCUGAAAAAGCUUCUCGAAGAAGCACAUAGGACGUACGUAAACGUAUCGCCAGUUGAAGAUGAGAUUGCAGUGUAGUGCUUCGCCCCGACGAUACUGCGAAUAGAUAUCGAUUGAAAAAACGAAUGAACCGUUUUACAUGGCAUGCAAUAUUGCAGAGGGGAGGGGGUGGGGCAAACUUACUAGGACAAGCAUGAUACAUCAGUAAAUAUGACAUCGUUCCGUUUUUUAGUUGAUAAAUGAUAUAAUCUUCAUAUUUAUCCAAAAUCUGUAAGAAAAGGUUUUUUAGAUUCCGUUGGGUAUGAUCUGAUAUGGACAAAUAUAAUUAACCCAUGGUCCACCAGUCCAAGGUAGCGCUAUUCUACGAUAAUAUAUCACUUUAUAAGUGAA